AUGCAGUCUUCUGGACUCUUGAGCAUCCUGAUUCUCUUCAUCGUCCUGUUGAAUGUCCAGGGAUCUGGGCUGAGUGAUUGGCUCUUCCCUAAGAAAUGCCCCAGAAUCAGAGAGCAAUGUGAAUUCAAAGAAAGGGAUCAAUGUACGAAGAACAGACACUGUCAGGGCAAGAGGAAGUGUUGCCUCUUCAGCUGUGGAAGAAAAUGUUUAGACCUCCGACAAGACAUAUGCAAAUUGCCAAAAGACACUGGCUACUGUAUGGCUUAUUUUCGUCGCUGGUGGUAUGAUAAGGAAAAUAACACCUGCUCCAGCUUCAUCUAUGGUGGCUGCCAGGGGAACAACAACAACUUCCAGUCCAAAACACUCUGCCAGAACUUCUGCCAAAAAGAGGUGAGGAGAUGUCCUCGAAUCCAAAUAAAAUGUGAAAUUCAAGAGAGGGACCACUGUUCUUCUCACAAACGUUGCCCGGGAAACCUGCAGUGUUGCACAUACAGCUGUGGAAAGAAAUGUUUAGACCCCUCAGAAGGUAACACACCUGAUGACCUAAUGCCUGUGCUCCUGCCCCCACUUUCUGCUCUUGUCGGAGUCCUUCCCUGGGUCACUGGCUGGGCUGGUCUCUGA
This is a messenger RNA of Orycteropus afer afer, 621 nucleotides long. Its product is annotated as eppin. The coding region runs from base 1 to 621 and encodes 206 amino acids. Gene Ontology annotation, molecular function: serine-type endopeptidase inhibitor activity. Lineage: Eukaryota; Metazoa; Chordata; Mammalia; Tubulidentata; Orycteropodidae. The record is from RefSeq and is a predicted model, not a curated record. The transcript has 4 exons. Gene Ontology annotation, cellular component: extracellular region. Gene Ontology annotation, biological process: negative regulation of peptidase activity.